AUGAAGGAGCCUCCCCAAUACCGGGUGAAAAGAAUAAAGGACAUCGAAACGCCAGCCACGACCAUCCUGACCAAUGACAUACAACCAGAAUAUAUCAACUUGGAGUUACUGCGAAAGAUAGAGAAGAAGAAAUUUAUCCUGAACUGCCCACUACAGGAGGUAUACAAAAACUUGGAUAUAUAUACAAAGGCGAAAGAAUAUUAUUUUUCAAGACAUGGAGGAAAAAUGAGCAAGUCGUACCUUCACAGCUUCUCCGACUUUGAAAACAGCUACAGAUAUAUGAACGUGAGAAAUAUUUUGACAAAUAAUUUUUCCAUAAAUAUUAACAAAAACAUAACGAUGAAGCAGAAUAACCACACGGUCAUAUUUUCCAUAGACGACUUUUGCAGAUGUGUCCAUAUCUUCGAGCCAGACAUUUUCUGCAUUCCAUCGGAGGAGAUAAAAACAAAUGAAGAGGUGGGAAAGAAGAGAAAAAUACGAAUAAUCACACUAAUGGAGGAAUUUUUAAAAAAAAUAAAAAGUGUCAAGGAUAACCAACUCGGGGGAGACUCCGUCUGUAUUGUGACCGUGCCGUCCACUAUCCAUUUGGACACAGGCACGCUGGAGGAAAUGCUGAAUAAGUACGACACCGUCAUUGGGGGGUAUAUGCUAAGUGGGAUUGGUUACGACGAAUCGAAUGAAGAGAGAACCUGCCAUUUGAAUAGCAUUUUAGCGGCCCUACCGACAGACAAGUUGAAGCUAAUACAACUAAGUGUAGGCACCCCCAUCGAAAUUUUACACUCCGUUUAUCACGGAAUAGACAUCGUCGAAUCGAACUUCCCCUACGAACUGGCAAGAAAUGGAAAGGCUAUAAAUAUGCACAUAAAAAUGGAGACACUGCAGGAAAAUUGCAAAAACAAACUGCACGAUAUCAACCAUAUCAAUUUUGACAAUAAAGACAUCUUCAUUAUAGACUUAAAUGAUGCAAAAUAUGCUCUGGAUUAUUCCCCCAUAACGGAUAAUUCGCCUAGAAAUGAAACGAAGUCGUAUAUACACCAUUUGCUCAAGUGCCAAGAGCUCACCGCAAAUGUCGUUUUGUCCUACCACAAUCUGUACAUGUACAACUCGUUCUUUCGAGAAAUUCGAACGCAGAUAAGAAGUGGUAAUUUUCUGGGUUACACCAGCUGGUUCGUCGAGCGGCACCAACUGGGUUAG
Plasmodium inui San Antonio 1 is the source of this 1194-nucleotide messenger RNA. RefSeq lists its product as hypothetical. Gene Ontology annotation, molecular function: pentosyltransferase activity. The coding region runs from base 1 to 1194 and encodes 397 amino acids. Lineage: Eukaryota; Apicomplexa; Aconoidasida; Haemosporida; Plasmodiidae. The transcript has a single exon. The record is from RefSeq and is a predicted model, not a curated record.